AUGGCGGCAACAGCAGCGGCAGAGCAGCGGCCAGUCACGCCCAGGUCCUCCUCUCUCCCAAUCUCGUCCGUCCCUGAACAACCCCCCGCGUUGGACUUUCCUAGAGCGUCAACUUCCGGUGCUGCGCCGCCGUCAGCAGGCGCCGCCGCUGCACGGGGAAGCGCACCGGGAAAGGAGCUACGCAAGUCGCGAGGCGGCUCGAUGCUGCUCGACGAGAUGCUGCUGGAGGGGCCUCCGCUGGCAGUCAAGGCCGGGCUCGACCGGGGGAGGUCCGCGGAUGGAGAGGGCCCCGUUGAUGAUGGCGGCUCUGUGUAUCAGAGCCGUGCUGCUGGGAAAGGCAGCACUAAUGACCCUGGUGUUGCAGCAGCGAGAAUCGCCCAGAACAAGGCAGGAAGGGAGCAGUUGGCGGCCUACUCUCACUCCCGCCCUCGUUCCCACUUCCGUUCGCCCAGCUGCCAAUUACCACUUGACUCCCAGCAAAAACUCUCUUCGGAAUGCGAGGAUGAGGAGGAGGAAGUGGAGGAGGGAGAGACGCAGGACGCACAGCGAAGGGAGUGUUCACACGGGUCGGAUAUUUAUGGGGAUGAUGAUGCUAUGGGUGACGUCAGGGAAGCUGCUAUGGAUGACGUCACGAGUGAGGCCUGGAGAGGGGAGGAGGUGCAGGGGGAGGAGAGAGCGAUGAUGUCAGCAGCAGCAGCUGCCAUGCUGGACCUCGAGCUGUCUGACUCAGCAGAGGAAACUGCCACGGAAGAUGAAUGGAUAGGGUCAGGGCGAGGGAAAGGGAGCCGUGCGGCUGGUUUCAGUUCCGGUGGUUCUGCUCGUUUGGGUGGUUCUGGUGGUUAUGAUUGUUACGAUGGUUCUGGCCGUUUGGUUGGUUCUGGCCGUUUGGUUGGUUCUGGUAAUUCGGAGCAUUCCGGUGGUUCUCUUGGUGGUUUGCAUAUGGAUGGGGGGGGAGAGGGGGGAUCUUCACAAAGGCAACGAGAUGCCAGCCACCUUCAGAGCGUAUCAACUCCUCAAAGGUCGCGAGAAACGCACGCAAGUAGGCUGAAAUCGGGGCGUGCACAAGGCGAGAAGUUAGGGUUAGGCCACGUGUCAAUGUCACAAGGCCUGAAGCCAGGCCACAUUCGGAGCAGGUCAGUGGGUCAUGGUUUCGGGCACAGGGAGAUGGGCGACCGUCUCGGUAGCAUGGGAGAGGUGGAGAAGGAGGAGGGGGAUUCCCAUGAGUUGGCCGACGAGGAAUCUCAAGAGUGCGACCACAAGGGCUUGGAGAAGAGUGGAAGUAAAUCCGGAGGAAGCGGUUUCAAAGGAAGGGAGACUCGAGACGCCCGAUUGCUGACCUCUGUGGGUCGAUCGGGUGCAGAGGAGUGGCACGGGGAGGAGCCUUUUGAGUCGCCUGGAUUGGGCGUGGCUGAACGUGAGAGUGAUGGUUGGAAGGCUGGCCCGUUCACCCCUGUGAGGCGGCAUGGGCAGAAGGAAAUUUCGGCACAGCAGAAACGGCAGGAGAGGCAGGAACGGCAGGAGAGGCAGGAACGGCAGGAGAGGCAGGAACGGCAGGAGAGGCAGGAACGGCAGGAGAGGCAGGAGAGGCAGGAACGGCAGGAGAGGCAGGAACGGCAGGGGAAGAAAGGAGAAGGCGCUAGGGAUAAGGGCAGAGGGGAAGAGGGAGAGGGCAGCAAGGGCAAGAGCAGAGGGGAGAGAGAAGGGACGCUCCGGAGUAAGGGCUGGCGGAGUAAAAGCGUAGGGGGGGUUGCUGGAGAGGAGAGGGUAUUGAAUGGUUGGGGGCAGCAGGAGGACAGGGACGGGCGCAAGGUGAAUGAGAAGGGGAGUGGCAAGGGGAGGGCGGAUGGGGAGGAGGUGAGGGUUAAAGGAAAAUGGAAGGCGGGUGAAGAGGAGGUGAGAGAAGCUUGGGACGCAGUAGGAGUGAUGCUGAAGGUACGAAGGGAAGGGGGGAGACGGAAGGAUGCCGGAAGAGAGGAGAGGGGAAAGGGGCAGGAGAGGGAGGAGGUAAGGCGAGAUGGAGUAGAUGCAGAUGAUGCUGUUUGUACGGGUGAGAAGGGGAGUGCCCCUGCAACGGGUUGUGAUCCUGUUUUUGAGUCGACUCAAUUUUCUAGUCGACUCAAAAAUAAACUCACCGAUGCAGAUGAUGCCGUUCGUGGGGGUGAGAACGGAAUCGGCCCGGCAACGGGUAGUGAUCGGAGGGAGGGGAGCAGCAAGGAGGGAAGCAGGAGUAGUCACGGAUUCGGCAGUCGACGAGAUUGGGAAGGGGGAGACAAGAUGAUGGUUACGAAGGAACAGAGGCAGGGGCAGCAGCAGCAACAGCAGGAGCAGGAGCAGCAACAGCAGGAGCAGGAGGAGGCGCAACCUCCACCUCCACCUCCACCUCUAGCACAGUCACGGUCCAGGCUCACUCGCCUCCCCUCCGCCUCUCUGCUCGCCUUUCAUCUGGACACAGGCACCCCUCUCCCCCUCGCCUCAGUCGUCAUUCCCCCAGACAUUGCCGACUUUCUCGACACUGACCCCACGGGCAGCCUCAAACGGGCAGGUGAAAGUUUUCACCCAGGACUGGGUAGCAGAGGGGAGGGAACAGAGGAGAAUUCAGUCACUGUAGCUCCUGCUCCCGUUCGAGCUUGUACCGCACCAGGGGCAGCUACAAACGAAUCUUCUGGAGGACUUGCCCAUAGCCGCUUGGCACGAGUGCAGGCGGGGGAGGCAGGUGCUUCUGAGACUGAGAUGGUUCAAACAAGAAAGGAUGCUUCCCCAGCAGGGCCAGAGGAGGGGAUGGGAAAGAGCUUGACUGUGAAAGAGGGGGCCAUGAGGAAGGGGCUUCUUUCUGGCACGCUGGCAGAGCUUGGGAGGGGUAAGGAGGGAAGGGAGGGGAGGGAGGGGAGAAAAGGGCAGGGGAAGGAGGGCACAGAGGGGAAGGAGGACAAACAGGGGAAGCAGAGGCAGGAGGAGGGGAAGAAAGGGCUUUAUCUUCGGUCGGGAUCGAUUGGGUUAACUUCACUGCGUGCCGGGGCAAGGGAGGGGGCGCUACAGGGGAGCGGGGAGGGGCAGGGACAGGUGCAGGGCGAGGGGGAAGGGGAGGGAGUGGGAGGGGAGGAGGAGGAUCCGUUGGUGCAGCACGUGGUGAUUCGGCGCGACCUGAUAGAAGCGUUGCAGUGGCCGCUGGGGUCGGUGAUCACUCAUGGCUGCCAUGCGAGUGUGGUUGUGCUGUGGCAGCACCGCCAUCACCCCAACGUGCUCAAGUACUGUGGCCAGCUCAACUCCAUGCGCAAGGUGACACUGGAGGUGAAGGGGGUGGUGCAGCUAUUGAAUCUGUCCAAGAAGCUGCAGGAGGCGGGUAUCACUCACCGCGUGUGA
Molecule: messenger RNA, 3360 nt
Organism: Closterium sp. NIES-65
Lineage: Eukaryota; Viridiplantae; Streptophyta; Zygnematophyceae; Desmidiales; Closteriaceae
Source: the annotation of a GenBank genome assembly